Messenger RNA from Closterium sp. NIES-65, 387 nucleotides. NCBI's taxonomy places the organism in Eukaryota, Viridiplantae, Streptophyta, Zygnematophyceae, Desmidiales, Closteriaceae. The record is from the annotation of a GenBank genome assembly.
AUGACCGCGGCGCUCGCUGCCGCCGCCAAGGCAGCGAUUCGACCGCGCGCACCGCGGCGGCAGGUGAUUCAGCUUACGGACGCGGCGGCCGAUCGGAUUCGCGAGCUGCUGACGAGGCGCAACAAGGAGUACCUCAAGCUGGGCGUCAAGUCGCGCGGCUGCAGCGGCAUGAGCUACACCCUCUCCUACGCCGACGAGCCGGGGAGGUUCGACGAGGUGGUGGAGGAGAAGGGCGUGCGAGUGGUGGUGGAGCCCAAGGCGCUCAUGGCUGUCAUCGGCACCACCGUUGAUUUUGUGCAAGACCGCCUCAAGUCCCUCUCGUCAUCGUUCGUCACAUUUCUCCCCUGCUGCCCCACGCCCUCCCUUAGCUUCCACCUGCUGCUGUGA